UGGUCCAUAAUUAAUUUUAUAUAUAAGCAACAACAAUUACUUUUGCAUUAUCCAGUCGCGAAAAUAACGCCGCAGCGUAAAGAGUAAAAGUGUCAAGUACCUUUAUAAGUAGAUACAUAAAUAUUUUUCUAAAAAAAUAUUUGCCAGUAUUUUGGGAAGAAAAACUAAAAACAAAAGAAGGAGAAAAAAAUUAAAAUAAAUUGAUUAUUAAAAGCUUUCCAACUAAAUUGUUAACAAAAAAGUUAUUUUAUCUGCCAAAAUCAUGCAAACCACUCUGUUGCUUUUGUUGUUAAUGGCAAUUUUGACUGGAUACAGUGUUUCGGGGGACUUACGUUAUCGCGGUAAUGCAGUGCAUCCAGAUUACCCGGGUCAAUGCUACUACGAGGAGCUCCGUCAGCCGAUACCCAAGAAUCAAUCUUACAAACCAAUUAAUCGAGAUGGACGCUGCGAAUCGAUUUUUUGCCGCAAAGAUUAUGUAAUCGAGAUGGAAUUCUGCGGUCGCCACAACCUGCAACCAAACGAGACAUGCCGCAUCGAAUCGGAUAUGCGGCGCGCAUAUCCAGCUUGUUGUCCGCGCUUAGUGUGUCAAACAGACAACAAUUUCAUUUAAUUUGUAAUGGCGACUUAAUUGUUGAAACUUAAUUGUUUCAAUUUCGAAAUGGUCAUUGUUGUUAUUGUGUUAAAUCAUUUGUCACGUUUAUAAAAAUACGCAGCUCUGCAGGCGUAUAACGAGUGUUAUUUAUGUGUAUAGAAAAAGUAGAAGUUUAUGAAGAACAUUUAUUGUAGAAUGUUGAAAGAAUAAAAAAAUAUUAAAAACAAA
Messenger RNA from Anastrepha obliqua, 820 nucleotides. RefSeq lists its product as uncharacterized. The transcript is spliced from 3 exons. The record is from RefSeq and is a predicted model, not a curated record. Bases 263 to 610 code for a protein of 115 amino acids. Lineage: Eukaryota; Metazoa; Arthropoda; Insecta; Diptera; Tephritidae.